Archocentrus centrarchus (flier cichlid) is the source of this 1136-nucleotide messenger RNA. Its product is annotated as interleukin-1 receptor type 1-like. The record is from RefSeq and is a predicted model, not a curated record. The transcript is spliced from 7 exons. Gene Ontology annotation, molecular function: interleukin-1 receptor activity. NCBI's taxonomy places the organism in Eukaryota, Metazoa, Chordata, Actinopteri, Cichliformes, Cichlidae. Bases 1 to 1092 code for a protein of 363 amino acids.
AUGGGCUUGAGUUCAACACUGGCAAGCCUCCUGUUGUUCCUCAGCCUGUGUGGAAUCUGUAGAGCAUCUGAACAGGGGAAGUGUACUGACUACAAGCUCCAGUUUGAGAGGGUUUUCUCUGUUCCUGGAGAUGUGGCGAUGCUGAACAGCACACUGGUCUCUCCAGAUGUCUUUGACUUCAAAGCUGUCCCGUACACAAUCAUGUGGUACAACUCAACGUCAGGCCAAGAAAUCACCAAUCAGACUGGUCAUAUCCUGGUGAACCAGGAGACCCUGUGGUUUCUGAAUGCAACACUGAGUGACAGCGGGGAUUAUGUGACCAUACUGAGGACUCCUUCUCACUGCUAUAGGCAGGCCGCCAAGCUGGUAGUAGAGGAAAGACUUCCAGGAGAAUGUGGAAGGCCGAGGAAAGCUUUACAAGAACUUACAAAAGGAGCCAACGACAGCCUGAGCUGCCCUCUGGGGGACCAUAUCAAUAAGCUGAGAAGCUACAACAUCACUUCCUCCAUCAAGUGGUACAGAGACUGUGAGCCCAUAGAGGAUGGGACAAACAUCUACGAGUAUUGGGACACCAAACUGAAAAUUAAUCAUGUGGAACUUCAACAUAAAGGCACCUACACCUGUACUCUAACAUUCACCCUCGAUGGCAUCAAAGGAUCUGUGUCAGAGACCAUUGAUGCAACGGUCACAGAGGAGUACUCUUUGAUUCCACACGUGCAUGAACCCACCAAUGAAGUAGUCAAAGCAGAGAGGGGGUUCAACUUCAGUAAAAGGUGUCUGGUGUUUGUGCCGGGUGACGGGAAGCCUUCUGUUGAUAUCUUGUGGUUGGCCAGAGAGGAUUUCAUUGAGACUAACACCUCUCACCGCGUCCACAUGUUAGAUCAACGUAUGCUGCCCAAUGAUGGUCCUAUCAAAGGCGUGUGGUUAGAGCGACUGCUGAUGUUUUCUGAGCUGCAGAAGGAGGACUUGUACACCAACUACACCUGUCGUGUGUACAGUGACAGGGGCUUUCCUGAGAGAUAUUUUAGUCUGCAACCAGCAGGUAAAAACAUCUACCAUAAAUAUUAUACUUUACCUUACCUUGUUUAUUAACCUUGUGGACUACUGCAUCUUCUCACAAUCAGUAAAUCAAAGAA